Cuscuta campestris is the source of this 2461-nucleotide messenger RNA. NCBI's taxonomy places the organism in Eukaryota, Viridiplantae, Streptophyta, Magnoliopsida, Solanales, Convolvulaceae. The record is from the annotation of a GenBank genome assembly.
CGAGCUUGUGGUCUCCUCCGGCAUUUAAGAGGCCACAAAAAAACUCCCCCAAUGCUUUGCCGCCUCUAUGGUCUCAACCAACACUCUAUCGUCUUUUAAGCAUCUUCUUUCCUUUUUGUUUUAAAAGUAAAAACGGUUACUUUACGCGGUUCGAACAACAAAGUUCCCGACUCCCUCAGCCUUUAGUUUUGCUUGAUCGCUCAGUAGGCAGCCGUCUGAAAAAUGGCGAUGGCGGGUCUUUACCGGCGGAUCCUCCCGUCACCUCCGGCUAUUGAUUUUGCUUCUACCGAAGGAAAGCAACUCUUCUUGGACGCCGCUCAAAAUGGAACAAUGGAAGCCUUCUUCAAGUUGAUUUCAUAUUUUCAGACACAAUCUGAACCUGCAUACUGUGGCCUGGCUAGUCUUUCCAUGGUAUUGAAUGCUCUUUCUAUUGAUCCAGGAAGAAAAUGGAAAGGCCCUUGGAGAUGGUUUGAUGAAUCGAUGUUGGACUGUUGUGAGCCACUAGAAAAGGUUAAAGCUAAAGGUAUCUCUUUUGGAAAAGUUGUGUGUUUGGCUCGUUGUGCUGGAGCAAAAGUGGAAGCUUUUCGCACAAGUCAGAGCACCAUAGAUGACUUCCGUAAGCAUCUCAUAGCAUGCUCCACUUCUGAUGAUUGCCAUCUUAUUUCAUCAUAUCAUAGAGGAACCUUUAAGCAGACAGGAACGGGUCACUUUUCGCCUAUUGGUGGUUAUCAUGCCGGAAGGGAUAUGGCAUUGAUUCUAGAUGUUGCACGGUUUAAAUACCCUCCUCAUUGGGUUCCACUUCCACUUCUUUGGGAAGCCAUGAAUACUGUUGACGAAGCGACAGGGUUACAUAGGGGUUUCAUGCUUGUUUCCAAGCUUCACAGAGCUCCAGCACUGCUUUAUACCUUGAGCUGCAAGCAUGAAAGUUGGGUUGAUAUUGUUAAGUACUUAACUGAUGGUGUUCCUUCGCUUUUGAGUUCCAACAAUGUCAAGGAUGUAAAAGAUGUUCUUUCAACUGUUUUAGAAUCUCUGCCUUCUAACUUUACAGAAUUUAUUAAGUGGGUAGCUGAAAUUCGAAGACAAGAGGAAGGUGCUAAGAGUCUGAGUGAUGAAGAAAAAGGAAGGCUUACCUUGAAGGAAGAUGUGCUGAAGCGAAUUCGGGAGACUGGUCUUUAUAGGCAACUGAAGGAUAUCUUAUCUUCUGAAAAAUCAUGCUGCCAAACGGAAGCAACACUUGGACGUCAUGUAGAUAACUUGUCUGAUAUUGCUGCAAGAGUAUGCUGCCAAGGUGCAGGUCUCUUUGCAAGGAGAUUUCGUUCAUCAGAUAUGUUUUGCUGCCAGGAGACAUGUGUGAGAUGCUACAGAGCUAAUGGAGAAGACAAAUCUGUUACUAUAGUGUCAGGGACAAUCGUGGAUGACAAUAAGGGAGAACAAAAGUUGGAUGUUCUAGUGCCUACAUCUCAUAUGAAAUCGAACUGUUGUGCUUCUGGCAUUGAUAGUUCCACGGAUGAUAUUCACCCAGCAUGCAAUGAUGUGCUAACAGCGCUAUUGUUGGCCCUGCCACCUGAGACAUGGUUAAAUAUCAAAGAUAGACGAGUACUGGAGGAAAUAAACAGCAUCUUUUCCAUAGAAAACCUUCCUCCGAUACUCCAAGAAGAGAUUCUGCAUUUGCGUGGUCAGUUUCUUUUUGUCAAGAGGUGCAAGGAGGACAAGGUAGAAGAAGAGUUAUCGGCAAUGCAUGUUUAGCGUGUACACAUAUUAUUACUAUUUCACAUUGAUGUGAGAUGAUGUGUGCAUUUUAUUUGUAAGACUAAUAAUAAUACACAGCAUCUUGGAUAGACUGCAGCUGGGCUAUGUCUCUCUUGUUCUUUUUUAUAGGUUUUAGUAGGUGAAGAUGAAAAAGAUGCCUUUUGGGGCACAAAAUGUUUCAGUGAAGCAGCUGAUCGAAAUUUCCACAGGCAUGCAGUGAAGACUCAAAGUGUGCUGAGAAAUUUUUGCAACCCUCGGGGUUUCAUUAGGUGCACUGUAUCAUCAACCCACUGUGAAAUGUAUCCAAAGGUUAAGGGUAAAUUUGAAUACAUGUACAGCUGCUCUGCCCAAGGUACUCUACGCAUACCGUGCAUUGGCUCAAGGCAUUCUAUUUUGAAAUCCAUGACAUUGUUGUGAAGAGGGUUACGCCUUGUUUGGGAACGACGUUUUUAACUAAUGUUUAUCCUUCCUGGGCUGCUUUCUUGGAAUAUUUGGAAGGCGUAUAAUGCUUGUCUUCACUCUCAUGGAAGGUUUACCAAGGAGGGGUUGUUGGCAGCAACAAACCAGCUUCUUCAGCAAUGGUUUUGGGCGAAACAUUUGGACACAUCUUCUCUAUAUAAAUCUAAUGUGUUUAGCUUUGGAAUUCAUACUUUUUGUAAAAAGACUUGAUGUUCUUGGCCUUGAGAGCCUUUAAUAAAAUUCUUUACCUUUA